AUGGCUUCUCCAAGAAUAUGCGAAUCAGACGUGGAUGUGUUAACCAACCUCGCAGUGACGAAAGCGACCGUUGCCAUGAUGAUGCAGACAGCACAUCGACAAAAAUCUCUGAACUUUCUCAAAAUGUGGACAGACAAAUGCAAGCUAGGCCGAUUAAGAAAAAUAUCUGGCAAGCACUUUGGAAAUGGAAAUUUUCCGACAAAUUCUGACCCGAUUUGGAGUUUAUGUAAUCCCGAUAUUGUUUUUGCGAUUCAACUAUUCGAGAUUGCGGGAUUUAAUAUUGAGGAAUCAUCCAUGGAAGCAAUAUAUUCUGGUGUUUUGGGGGCUGGGUUGACUGAUUCUGCUAUCGUACGUUGUAAGUUUAGCCAUUCUGCCGACACUCUCAACGCUGUGUUUGAACUACAUGCAACUUGGUUGAAUGCAGAUGAGCAACAUGUGUUUGAAAUGGUGUUCGAAGAAGGCAUUAUAGUAUGGGACUUGAUGAAACCAAAAAGUGAUGAUGGAUGUAUUGCCUUAUACGAGAAAGCAAGUGACCGAAUCAUUGCAGCCUUUACAUUCUCAAGAAACCUGCAGGUACCAAGUUGUGACACAGGCGACGGGGUGUCCAACAUACCCGACUUUGGUCGUGUGUUUCGACUAGCCCAACGUUUGUUAUCAUUUCUGAAGCUAGUUGAUGAGAGGAAACAAUCCAAGGAUAUGGCUGUUCAUGAAGAUAGGGACGAAGUUCACGAUCACGUGGCAAAGCUGACGGGAAAGCCGGCAACUGUUCAUCAAACUGCAGUUGUAGACCAUGAUGUUACUCUCGGAUAUGGAACAAGAAUAUGGCAUUUCAGUCAUUUAUCUGAGAAUACGACGAUAGGGAAUAAUUGUAACAUUGGUGCUAAUGUCUUUACUGGUGUGGGUGUCAUUGUCGGAAACAACGUAAAGAUACAGAAUAACGUCAGUGUGUAUGAUGGUGUCACUAUCGAGGAUUAUGUUUUCCUUGGUCCCAGCAUGGUCUUUACCAAUGAUUUUCUACCCCGAAGUGACCCAGCAAUUGUGCGCCCAUACACCCCAACAAGAGUGUGUAAAGGAGCGUCCGUAGGGGCUAAUGCGACCAUUGUGUGUGGUGUUCGACUCGGAGAAUACUGUAUGGUCGGGGCAGGCGCUGUAGUGACCAGAGAUGUUCCCGAUUAUGCUUUGGUGUAUGGUAAUCCAGCUAAACUGCGUGGCUGGGUCAAUAAAAGAGGGGAAAUCACCAAUCGUUUCCCGACUGACGAAUCCAAUGCACACACGCUCAAUGUCAGUAGCCUUGACUGCAGCCCUGUUCCAUUUGAUAAAUUAGAAAAAUCACCAACUGAAAGUUGCCGAUCAAAGUCUGUCUCGUCCGUUAACAGUAAUAUCAGCGAGGAAGAUAUGUCUUGGCCCGAAGAGGACUGCACAACAACAAAAGAGAAAAACAGUCCACAACAAUUUCCGCCAAUGUUCACUCUCGCUUCAGAAAGGAAGGAAAUUGGAGAGGAGAUCGCCAACACGACUCGGCGUAUAUUACAAGAGGGAAAGUUUAUACAAGGUCCUGAAGUUGGCGAGCUGGAAUCAGUUUUGGCAGAUUACGUUGGUGUGGAACAUUGUAUUACAGUUGGGAAUGGUACGGAUGCUUUGCAAGUGGCUUUAAUGGCACUGGGCGUGACCAAUGGAGAUGAAGUCAUUGUUCCGAGCUUGACGUUCAUAUCUACAGCUGAAGUCGUGUGUCUGUUGGGAGCUAUACCUGUAUUUGUUGAUAUCACUGCCGAAACCUUCACCGUCAAUGUUGACCUCAUAAAAGAUGCGUUGACAUCCAGAACGAAAGUUAUAAUCGGCGUGAGCUUGUUUGGUUUGAUUGCGGACUUUGAUAAUAUCAGCGCGCUGUUACAGUCCACUGGACGCCAAGAUGUUACGCUGAUUGAGGACGCUGCUCAGAGUUUUGGUGCAACGAAAAACGGCAGACGCAGCGGUAGUCUUACCAAAAUUGCAUGCACCAGUUUCUUCCCUACCAAACCACUAGGUUGCUAUGGUGACGGUGGUGCUAUUUUCACCAGUGACAUCACCCUUGCGAGAACGAUGAGAAUGAUAGCCAAUCAUGGUCAAGCAAGCUUAGAUGAACACAAGAUUCUCGGCGUGAAUUCAAGGCUCGAUACAAUGCAAGCGGGUAUCAUCCUGACCAAAAUGAAAACCUUUGAGAAGUCUCUGCAAUCUAGAAGAGACGUUGCAGCAAUCUACAAGAAAUACCUCAGCGACGAGGCGUCAGUGUUGACGUUACCUUCCCCAACAGCCGAGAAUGCCCAUGUUUUUGCCAUGUACACUAUGAUUGUUGGUGAGAUCAGCCGGGAUGCUUUGCGGGAUCAGCUAGAGUUGGUAGGGUUGAAGACGCGCAUAUAUUGGCCCAAACCUCUACAUCAACAAGAUGUAUUCGACAACAUAGCGUGUGUUAAGAUGCCGUGUCCGGUAGCUGAGAAACUAUCAAGAACGAUCUUCAGUAUUUCUAUAUUUCCAUUCAUGACGGAAAGAGAGGCAAUUGACGUUGCUUUAAUAAUUAAACAAUCCAUUUCAGUUGUUCUGAAUGGCAAGUUACAAGACGAUGAUGAACAUAAAGCUUGA
Owenia fusiformis is the source of this 2616-nucleotide messenger RNA. The record is from the annotation of a GenBank genome assembly. Lineage: Eukaryota; Metazoa; Annelida; Polychaeta; Sabellida; Oweniidae.